Penicillium olsonii is the source of this 1245-nucleotide messenger RNA. Lineage: Eukaryota; Fungi; Ascomycota; Eurotiomycetes; Eurotiales; Aspergillaceae. The record is from the annotation of a GenBank genome assembly.
AUGGAGUGUCUUAGCGCCAGAGUCCCUUAUGCGAAAUGGCGCCUCAAUGCAUUCCGACAGUUACUUGUGACCUCCCAGCCUUUGACUGCCCAUACAGUCAAGCGCAUCUCGACCUCCCGACAGAACAAGAUGGAUGAGAGCGCAUCAAAAACAUCGACAGAGACAAAUGACCAUGUUUCAAUUCCCGACUCGAUCCCGCCAUCUCAACGCCUCCCACAAUCGCCGCUGAUUGCACACCCUCGCCCCGCGCACGACAAGAGUCGCAAAAAGCGCCCAUCGCCAGGGGAUGCAUCGCCGCUAAGCAAGAAUCCUUGGGCAGUCGCACUGGCAUCACCGAUUCGCAUGUGUACGAUAACUGGCGCAAGGCUUCCAUCAGAACUCCUUGGCACUUGGGGCCUUGUGCGAGAGCCUGGCACCGACUUGUCAUAUAUGUUGCCCGUGGGCUUGAUGCAGGAUUCAUUGACGAGCAACAAAAACCAAGCCCCCAAUGCCAGCGGAACAGAACAGCCCCCGGCACCUCAAAUACAUCCGCAGACGGCGGCGACAAAGCCCCGAAUCCCAGAGGACGGGUCCGAGGCUCCUGAAUUCACGCCGCCGCCGAUCCGAAACAACCGGCCUGGGCGUCAACUCGUCAUUCGGAUGACUGAACUGCUCCCGACUAUCCAGGCCAUCACAGCUCCUCUGUCUAAAAAGGGCGGGAAGAAACCACCGGUUAUGAGACUGGUACCAUUCCGAUGGAAGCAUCCUCAAGGACCCGUGAAGCCAAGCCAAGAAAAGGACCUCCUUUGGCUUGAGAAUACCCCAGACAUUCUAGUACGCAGCAUGCGCAACGAUGUGUGCAAAAAGCUAGGCGCAAUUCUUGCAAAGUACAAACGUGUCGGUACUCCCAAUGGUGUCUGGAGAGCUCUUGAUAUCCCACAGUACUCGAAUGCUGCGCUUGAGGAAGCUUUGGGAAAAUUGGAACCCGUUGAGCGCAUGGGUGAUGGCUGUGUGCUGUUGCUGGAUGCAGAGAGUGCCCACGCAGAAAGACCUGUUGACUCGGUCGCUCUUUCACAGACGGGAUCCAAGGUUCCGGUGUUCGAUUUGUCGGUCCUCCUUGCAGACACUGAUUUGAGCUCUCUGCGUGCGAGUCAUGCCCAGUUUGAACAGAAUGCUUUGUUUUUCAGACCUGAAGAAACACUGGGCGUCACUGCGAUGAUAGCUCUUUGGAAGAUGAAACGUCUUCUUGCUGGGGCUGAGUUAUAG